AUGCACCUCGACCCAAUUCUGCACUCUCUCCCAACCCUCGGCCAACACCAACGCCUGACGCACCGCGUGCCCAACCCGCCCUGCGUCGACGCCUCCUCCCCGCCGCGCUCGCCGCGCGCUGCUGCUGCUGCUGCCGCCGCCGCCGCCGCCGCCGCCGCCGCCGCUGCCCACCACGCUCUGCCCGCCAAUCCAGCGCCUCCACGACCACCCGCUCGCCAAGUGCUGGACGCCCUAUUGGCCACCGCGUGUCUUGCUCGAGCCGCCGCGCCAAAGAGCGACAGACACGAGCCGCGCUCCACCUCCCGUCUGCGCGACGCCCAGCACCACCGUCAGCAGUACCGCGCCGGAACCGUCUUCAUAUGCGCAGCCGCGAUCCGUUCCCGUCACGCUGCUCGCAUCCGCCGGCCUCUCCCCUCCGUUUCCCCCUACCUCCGUAAUGCCCGCGUCCAAGCCCACUCUGCCGUCUCCUCCAUAUCCUCCAAUGCCUCUGCCGCCAACCUCAAGUCGUCCCAGUCCAUGGCGAAUGCACAAGCGCCCGACUUUGCCGCCCUGAUACAGGCUGCAGGCUCUCCGGAGACGGCGUUAUAUAAUCUGUGGCGCGAGAAGCAGAGCCUGGAGAACCACAACCAGCAGCUAUGGCGGAUCGUCACCAAGCAAAAGGACAUGGUGGUGGGCCUGAACAAAGACUUGGAGCGUGCUCUAAAGGACCGAGAGCGCUAUCGCAAGAAGCUGAAGGAACAUCUUGCCCAAGUGCCGCCUUUGCCACAUGCGGCGCAAAGAAUCGACGUUCCAGAUCGGGAGCACAGCGCUUCGCCGGCCUUGAGCGAAGCGCAAGAAGCCGUCUUGAACGGCAGGAACAUCAGCACGCCGGAUGUGAUUCCUGACAGCGUGCGCGCUUUAAAUCCCAAGCUUUCAGUCGAGCAGAACGCGCUGGCUGGCCAAAACUCUUCCGACGGCGGUUCGCUCCCGCUGUCUGCAGAGUCGCCUCCGAUCCAAUCUGCUGAUUCCGCAUCCGCUGAGGCUUCCGUGAAGGAUCCAGCCAGCAGUGAGCCCUCGCCAUUUGAUGGCUCUGCCUCAACCGGCGAGUCGCGAGGUGGUGCAAACGAGCCUCCUGCAAGUGAUCCGGCACGGCCGAGCGACCUUCGUCUCAGAACGCUGCGCGAGGAGGCCGUCGGUAGUGGUUCGCAUGCUUCUUAUGACGAUGCUGUAUCACCCAAGACGACCGUCGCUCACUCGUCGUUUCAUACCAAGACUCCUUCACUUUCGCUGACCGCCCCCACUCCUGUUCUAGGUUCCAGUGGCCUCCCCAGCCCUGAGGAACGCUCCCAACGAAAAGCGCCGCCUGCACCUCUCAUACUCUCGCAGCCCCAGCGCCAGAGCGAAAACGUACAGCAGCCACCUCCCGAAAACCCCCAUUCUGACUCCGAAUAUGGCGAAAUCUCAGAGGUAGAUGAAAUGCCCGUAUUUCAGCGUGGGCGAAAAAAGACUCGGGAGGAGGACGACAAACAGCGCGAACUGCUCGUGCAAAAGGAGCUCGAGGAGCGAAGUAGCUCGAAGAAAAGCAAGAGCAAAAGCAAGAGUAAGAGCAAGAGCAAGAGCAAGAGCAAGCCAAGCCAGGACCAGUCGCCCCCGGAAGACACGGCUAAGCUUGUUGCUUCGGUAUCCCGAUCGCCAGUCGGACUUGGGCUGCCGAGUUCUCCCCGUCUCGCUCAGGCUCCCGGUUCUAUCAACGCGCUGCUCAGCCCUGUCAGCUCCGACGGCUCCAUGAUUGCUCAGCGUAGCAUCAGCACUCCUCUCAUGAGCCCCGGUCUACCUAUAAGCCCGCGUCCGGGCGACCGACCCCCAGGUGCACCAACCCCUCGUCUCCCCAAACAGGAGAUCGUGUCCCCUCCCAUGUCCCCUCGUGGCGCCAAUGGCUUGCCACUUUCUCCACGCGCUCCGAGAGGCCCAAUUCCCUUGCCCCCGCAAACACCGCUUGCUGUUGCCUCGCCCCAUCUCGCACGUGCCGAGCAGUACCAGCCGCAGCCGCAGAACGAAUCCGAGAGACUUGCAGUGCCCAUGACCGGUUAUUCGAGCUCUGAAUCGAACAAGGGUAGUUCCAAUGGAUCGGAACCAGCAUCUCCGGACGGCAUCAGUCGGGAGCUGGUAUCGGAACAGUACCCGCAUCUUCUUCUGCCGCCAAAUGCUCUGCCGGGCAUUCAGGCCAAGGUCUUCUCUUCUCGCUUACGUCCAUCCCGCCACAGUUUCAUGGCUCCCAGCCCGUCCGAGGAAGAUCCGGUUUUCAUUCUUGCCAUUCAUUCUCGCUCGGAUGGGAAGCAGCUAUGGCGUCUCGAGAAAACAAUAAACGCUCUACCGGCGCUGGACCAACAUCUGAAGAAGCUUUGCGAAUUCACCGGCCAGCUUCCGGACCGAAGCUUGUUUACCGGCCACGCCCCCUCGAAGAUAGACGCGCGGAGGGCGGCUCUGAAUGCUUAUUUUGACAAGAUACUUGAUACGCCUAUGGGCGAGAGGGCUGCCUUGGUUCUCUGCGAAUUCUUUUCGACGGACGCUUUCGGUGCUGAGCUGGAGCCUCCACGGUCUUCAACCCUUUCUGUUCCUGAAAAUCCAACUGCGCCACCGACGAAGAACACCAAGGAGGGCUAUUUGACCAAGCGUGGCAAGAACUUUGGCGGCUGGAAGGCUAGAUACUUUGUGCUCGAGGGCACCGAGUUCCGGUAUUUUGAGUCGCCUGGAGGGCCUCUGCUCGGCUCCAUCAAACUCCAAAAUGCCCAGAUCGGACGACAAAACCCGAGGAACAAAGCGAAUCAGCAAGACGACGAGAUGAGGCAUGCUUUCCUGGUGCUGGAACCCAAACGCAAAGAUCCAACCACCAAGGUUUCGCAUAUCCUGUGCGCCGAAAGCGAUGAUGAAAGAGAUGCUUGGAUCGACGCCCUCCUUCAGCACGUGGAAUCGACCGAGGACAAGAGCCAGCAAGCUUCAGGCGAGAUCAUGGGCGAGCCUGGUUCUGCUCGCAGCAACGAGUCUGGCCAGGAGUCUCAACACAGCGGCUCACAACGGGAGAAGAAGCGAGAAAGAAGCCUGGAGAGAAUGAGACAGCUCGAAUCAGUCCAAGGAACAAGCUACGAGAGCACUGUGGCGGCUGACGCGCCAAUCAUGGUCGGCAGAGAAGGUGUACCUUCCCCUCCGUUGGGGGGGUCUUUCCCUCCAGCAGACCGUGUUAUUUCGGGUCCCACGAAUGGUGCUGUAAUCCAGAACGCCGAGCUUUGGGGCAACAGAUCUUUGGUCACGCAAACUCCGCUCAAAGACAAAAAGCGAAGCAUUUUCGGGUUCGGUGGUGGACGGGGGCGGUCGUCCACGGACCUCGCACCUGGACAGGGCCAGGGAGGCUUCGGACAGGGCAUGCCCCCGCGUCAACCGACGCCUCAGCAAGGCAGGCCAGUUUGGGGCAUCCCUCUCGCCGAGGCGGUUGAGGCCACUCAGCCAGAAGGAGUCGACGUCCUUCUUCCCGCCGUCGUUUACCGUUGUCUUGAGUACUUGAAGGCAAAGAAUGCCCAUCGUGAAGAGGGUAUUUUCAGGUUGAGCGGUUCGAACAUCGUCAUCAAGGCGCUUCGGGAACGGUUCAACACGGAACGUGACAUUAGACUCUUGGAAGGCGAGUACUACGAUGUUCACGCCGUGGCCUCGUUGCUGAAGUCGUACCUGCGCGACCUGCCCGUCUCAAUACUGACGAGGGAGCUUCACCUGGACUUCCUCAAAGUACUUGAGAUGGAUCAAAGGUCCGAGAAGAUCGAUACGUUCAAUAUGCUGGUUCACAAGCUGCCGCCUGUCAAUCUGGAUUUGCUGCGCGCUCUUUCAUCGUUCUUGAUCGACAUCACAAACAACUACGACAUCAACAAGAUGACGAUCCGAAAUGUCGGGAUUGUCUUCUCUCCCACGCUCAACAUCCCGGGACCGCUCAUCUCGUUCUUCAUCACCGAUUACCACGACAUUUUCGGCAGCGCCAAGGACGAAGCGACGUCCCCUAUCCGAGAGAUCACUGUGUCGGCGCCGCUCACUCCUGAAUCGGUGCGGUCUCCGCGGCAUCAGAUGUUCUCGGAUCUCCCGACGCCGGCGUAUCAAGGCACGUUCCAGGAGCAACACAAGCAGCAGCAGCAGCAGCAGCAGCAGCAGCAGAGCGUGGGAUCUUCCAACUACGACACGGGUUUCAUUCCGAUGCAGCCCAGCUACGACAGUGCAGGGUAUGGGUACGGAGAGGGGUACGGAAGCCUGAACAGCGCGGCGCUCGCGCCGUCGACGUCGCGGGAGGCUCGAGCUCGCAAGAGGGAAAGCGGAAUGCUCCUGAUGAACAUGGGGCUUGGCGGGCAGCGGAAGAGCUCGCUGCAGAGACUGAGAGAAGAGCCGGGCAUGGUGCAAGAAGAGAGCGCAUUCGAAUGA
Diplodia corticola is the source of this 4434-nucleotide messenger RNA. RefSeq lists its product as uncharacterized. Gene Ontology annotation, molecular function: phosphatidylinositol binding. Gene Ontology annotation, cellular component: cytoplasm. The coding region runs from base 1 to 4434 and encodes 1477 amino acids. The transcript has 4 exons. The record is from RefSeq and is a predicted model, not a curated record. Gene Ontology annotation, biological process: regulation of GTPase activity; signal transduction. Lineage: Eukaryota; Fungi; Ascomycota; Dothideomycetes; Botryosphaeriales; Botryosphaeriaceae.